AUGUCUUCAACCACACCUGUCUACGCCUGCAAGGCCGACUUCAUCGCUGCGGACUUGGCCUGCGAGAACCCCUCGGCCACCAAGCUCACCGCCGCCGACAAGGAAGUCCUUGAACUGGCCUUACAACACCCAGCCAACACAAUUGUCUUCAAGUCAAGUUGGCUCAAAUCCACAAAGCCUCUUCACAGCCACCACACCAAUGAAGAGCAACCAGUGUCAAAGCUAAACGCCUGCGGACACGUUUUCGGCACCAACUGCAUCAUGACUUGGUUUGAGAGGUGCAACACUUGUCCUAUGUGUAGGACAGUACUGUUCCCAACAUGGGCACAGGAAGAGAUGGAGAGGGAGAGGGUGGAGAGGGAGGAGGAGGCGAGCAGGGAGUAUUGGGGGUGGAUAGAACCUCCUUUCUGA
This is a messenger RNA of Alternaria infectoria, 411 nucleotides long. RefSeq lists its product as uncharacterized. The record is from RefSeq and is a predicted model, not a curated record. The coding region runs from base 1 to 411 and encodes 136 amino acids. The transcript has 2 exons. Lineage: Eukaryota; Fungi; Ascomycota; Dothideomycetes; Pleosporales; Pleosporaceae.